Misgurnus anguillicaudatus (oriental weatherfish) is the source of this 5417-nucleotide messenger RNA. It is a transcript of the gene crb2a, whose product is annotated as crumbs cell polarity complex component 2a. Gene Ontology annotation, molecular function: calcium ion binding; Notch binding. Lineage: Eukaryota; Metazoa; Chordata; Actinopteri; Cypriniformes; Cobitidae. Gene Ontology annotation, biological process: Notch signaling pathway. The record is from RefSeq and is a predicted model, not a curated record.
AGUGUUAGUCUCAUUACCGUCUGUGCUCAGAGUCUUACUGCUCUCUGAUGCUGUCCAGAGGAACUUCAUGUCAACUCUGACGCUUAUAGGAAUUACAACAGAAGAGAUUUGAAGAAUCAAACAGGAACUUAUAACUUUAAACUGAUUUCUGAAGGUUGUGGCACUAUGAAGGACUUAAAAAGACAUUAAGCCGAAGGGACAUUUGCUUUGGGAUGUUUGGAGUGUCUCACGUCACCAUGGAGAUCAGGAAAGUCCAUCUAAAUGGUCACAGGACACUAUUCCUCACAAUGAUGAUGUUCAAAUGGGGUAUAUUCUGUUCAGGGUCAUCUGAUUUGUGUGCAUCAUCACCGUGUGAGAACGGGGCGACGUGCGUGGACACGAUGGACGACUACGUAUGUCUCUGUUCACGUGAAGGUAUCCGGUACGCAGGAAAGAACUGCGAGGAACUGUACGACGCUUGCGUGUUUGCUCAAUGUGAAGGUUGUGUGAGUGAACCGGGCUCAGAACACUACACGUGCCCGGGUGACGUCAACGAAUGUGAAAGUGGACCUUGCGUGGGUUUACUUUCUGAAUGUGUGGACGAAUUAAACGGUUACAAAUGCCUGUGCCCACCUGGAUUUGGAGGAGAGAACUGCAGCCGUCGUAUUACAGAUUGCAUCGAUGAACCCUGUUUGAACAACGGUACCUGUAGGAGGAGAGUGGAUGGAUUUGAGUGCACCUGUCCUGACGGUUUUCAGGGAGAGACGUGCGAAGAGGACGUGGAUGAGUGUGCGUCGCGCCCCUGUCAGAAUGGCGCCAUCUGUCUGGAUGGAGUGAAUAAGUACCUCUGCUUCUGCGUGCCGGGUUACCAGGGAAACAACUGUGAGAUUGACAUCAAUGAGUGCGCAUCCCGACCUUGCUGGAAUAAUGGAACGUGUAUUAAUGAGAAAGAUCGAUAUAUUUGUGAAUGCCUACCGGGAUAUACAGGAAUAAACUGUGAGAUAGAAAUUGAUGAAUGUCAGUCAAACCCCUGUAAAAAUGGCGCCACCUGUCACGAUUUGGUGGGACUGUACACCUGUGACUGCAUCCAAGGGUUUGAAGGGUCCGACUGCGAGGUCAAUAUCAAUGAGUGCCAGAGCGACCCAUGUCAGAAUGGAGGAAUCUGCCAUGACCUCAUCGACAGUUACGAAUGUGAAUGUGAGGGGACUGGGUUUAUGGGUGACCACUGUGAAGAAGAUAUUCCAGAGUGUGCUUCAAAUCCAUGCCAGCAUGGAGCAACGUGCCUAGAAGGAAUUAAUCACUACAAUUGCACCUGCUGGCCAGGUUUUGAGGGCGAUAACUGUGAGGUGGAUGUAGAUGAAUGUGCCGAUACUCCCUGUGAAAAUGACGGUGAAUGUUUUGAGAAGUCUAAACCUGGGCACUCUGAAUUCAGUUACUCCGACGCUGCUGGUUACAUUUGCCGGUGCCAGCCAGGAUAUACAGGAGAGAACUGUUCAAUAAACAUAAAUGAGUGUGCGUCCAAGCCAUGCCACAACGGAGGCAGCUGUGAGGAUCUUGUAAAUGCGUACACAUGUUUGUGUGCAAAAGGGUUUGCAGGUGUGCAAUGUGAGGUUAAUAUAGACGAGUGUGAGAGCGCCCCCUGUCUGAACGGAGGCGUAUGUGAAGAUAGAGUGGGUGAAUAUACGUGCCACUGUCCAGAGCCUAAAGAAGAUCUUCUGCCCUGGGGAGGACCUCAGUGCAGCGUGCAGCUGCGUGGUUGCAUUGAGCAUCAGUGCCAAAAUGGCGCCACCUGCCUGCCGUGGUUUGAUGGAGAAAAACAUGGACAUACUUGUCUCUGUGCGGCUGGUUUCUACGAUGACGUCUGCUCUACAUCAACCACGUUCUCAUUCUCCUCACCGAGAUUCUUCCUGUUUGAGGUUCCACAACUUGAGCGCCGAAAGAGAGAAGCAAAACUCAGGCAUUCCCUGGAGGUCCGUCUGCGGUUCCGCAGCACGCUACCGAAUGUGCUGCUGUUCUUUCGUGGCAAUGCUGAAAUCUUCCUGUCCCUGGAAAUUGUUGGGGGUGAGCUUCGUACCAGAAUGACCCCGGAGGUCGGAGCGCCAGUGGAGGCACGUUUGCCAGGCCUCGUGAGUGAUGGAGUUUGGCGUGAGGCAGUGGUGAGCAUUGAAGAGUCUACCAAACUUGUUCUGCAAAGCUGUGACAGUCAAGCAUGCAGGGUGGAAAACAAGCUUCUGGGUGACCAUAAACCUUUUUGGACCCAUAAGAGCCUCACAAAUAUGUAUGUUGGCGGAGUACCAGAAGAGUAUCUGAAGUUUACUUUGAGUGGGCAUGGAUUUUUGGGUUGUAUGGAGGACCUGCAGGUGGACGGACGUCAUGUUCUACCCCGUGAUCUGGGUAAUGAGGAUGAGAGCGUGGAGAUGGGAUGUAUGAAGACUGAAUGGUGCGAGAUAGACCCACAGCCCUGCUCUCAACAAGGACAAUGCGUCGACCUCUGGAAUGGCUACCGAUGUGACUGCUAUAGACCUUACCAUGGACAUGAAUGUACCCAAGCUUACCCAUCCUGGACAUUCGGUCAUGAGGACUCCAACAGCUUUCUUGCGUUUAAACUGCUGUCCGAUUUCGGGAAAAACUUCAGCUUGACGUUCUUCCUGCGAUCGCUUCAGUCGAGUGGAAUGUUACUUCAGUUUCGCAGGGCGGAUGAACCUUACUUUACCGUCUACCUGCAAAUGGGACGAGUGAAGGUGACCUCUGUGGCGAAGUCACCCGUAUUGUCAUUCCCAGAGUUUGUCAGUGAUGGGGAGAAGUGGCUGUUGCAGGUAGACGUCGAGGAUGGCCAGGUGUUCUUUAUCCACAAAGGCUGGCGUGUUGGACUGGGCUCACUGUCUGACUUGGAAGUUCUAGAAGGAGACCUGGUGUAUGUGGGAGGGGUUCCAGGUGAGGGCGGAGCCGAGUGGGAAGGCCACUUUAAAGGCUGCCUGCAGGACCUGAGACUGGAUGAUGUGCAUUUGGAUAUGAAAGCAUGGAAUGGUAGCAUCAGUGAGACUGUAUAUGUGUCAAGUCAGGCACAAAAUGUGCUUUCGGGAUGCAUCAGUGAUGACAAAUGCAAGAUGCAACCUUGCAUGAAUGGAGGAGAGUGCACCAUCACAUGGAAUGACUUCACUUGUUCCUGUCCACGAGAUUUCACCGGAAAGACGUGCGAAAACCGAGUAUGGUGUGUGAGCGAUCCUUGUGUAAAUGGUGGACGCUGUGUGGAUCUGUCGGACGGUUUUGAAUGUAUCACAAAUGCAACUUUUGACAACACCCCACUACACUACAGUGCCAAAGGGACCCUAGUUGCCCCGGUGACCAAUGUAACCAUAGAGCUGCGUACACGACAGGAAAACGCUGUAUUAUUGCGCGCAUCGAGAGGGGCGGACCUUUUCCUGAUCGGUCUGGUGGAUUCAGCCAUUCACGUAGAGCUUCACAGCGACAACAGCAUGGAACCUGCGAUCUUCUCCGGACGGAGACGUGUUGCAGAUGGCGACUGGCAUCACCUGCUUGUGUCCAUGGCCUACUCAGAGAGUGAUGCGUCACCAUGGAUGAUUUGGGUGGAUGGUAUCAUUGAUGGUAGCAGUGCUCCUGUGCCUGCCAGGAGGUUACAUUUCCUCAACGACCGGUCAAGUAUAGUAGCACUGGCAGAGACGUACACGGGGUGCCUGGGCACGGUGAGGGUGGGUGACGUCUACCUUCCGUUUCUAGACAACGUUAAAGCACCUCAAACAUCUCGGUUUUGGCGACGUCCUGACGAGCGUGUACGCCUAGGGUGCUUUGGGGCACCGGUGUGCCAGUCUCACCCCUGCGGGCGAGGUGGCACGUGUGUGGAUCUCUUUAAUACUUUUGGCUGCCAAUGCCCACCUGGUUGGGAGGGGACAAUCUGUGAGAAGGAAAUUGAUGAGUGUGCUUCUGGACCCUGCGUCCACGGCAAGUGCAAUGAUAAGUUUAAUGGGUUUGAAUGCGUGUGUCAUCCAGGCUACGGUGGACCCAUCUGCUCAGAAAACCUGGAUGAAUGUAAGGGGUCGCAGUGUAAACACGGUGGCACCUGCGUGGAUGGGAUCAAUGGCUUCACUUGUAUCUGUCCACCUCAGUACAGUGGGACACGUUGCCAGUACAACUACCCUCCUCUGAAGUGUGAAAUGGACUUUGUGUGUGAAAAUGAUGGUGUGUGUCAUGACACACAAUGGGGUGCGAACUGCACUUGCUCAGCAGGGUUCACAGGAGACAGAUGCGAGACAGAAAUUGACGAGUGCGCUUCCAGCCCGUGUCUAAAUGGAGGAUCCUGUCUGGAUCGGCAAAAUCGGUUUCAGUGUUUGUGUCCAGCGGGAUUCAGUGGCCAGUUCUGUGAAACAAAUAAACAAUCUCACAGAGAUCGUAUCCCUUGGCUAGUGAUUGCUGUUCCAGUGGUUUGUGGCUGUGCGCUUCUGGUGGCCAUCGGUCUCAUUUUCAUGCUGAUGACCGCUCGUAGGAAACGUCAGUCGGAGGGAACGUACUCCCCAAGCCAACAGGAAUUUGCUGGUGCACGCUUGGAGAUGGACAGCAUGUUAAAAGUGCCACCCGAGGAGCGUCUUAUAUGAAAAAUAAGCCAACAGACGUAAUCGUAUAGAGUUUAACAUCAUCCUUGUGUGACUGGAACUACACUGGACCUUCUGUGGAGCAAAAACUUUUUAACACCGCAUCCUGAAGAUGCAAGAGAUAAAGGGCAGCUUGGAAACCAUGCAUUAAAAUAGUGGAUCAUUUACAUUCCACUCAUCUACUGUCAUUUCUUGUGGAUAAAUGCAUCCUAUUUACAUCAUCAGAACAAUUAUAAGUCUCCAACUAUUAUGUAAAUACAACAGGACCCUUACACUGACUCUUGGGGAAAAGGAAAAGUUGCAGAGUUAAAAAUCCAGGAGGAUUUAAACACGUUCAAGUCCAAAAAGUUGAAGUUGGACUUGAUGUGGUUCUUUACUUUAUGGAUAUGUGAACUGUGUCAGCAUGGCAUUAUCACAUUAUAAGGAAACAGGGGACAAUAAUAGUUUACCUACAGUAUUAUCUAAAACAGACCUCUCAUUCAACAUGUAUAAAACAGUAUUAAUGAAGAAAGGCACUGACUCGUUAAUUUUUUGACUGUUGAUGCCUUCAAGUCACGUCAGGAUAAUCAAUAAUCGAACUCAUCUAGAUGCUUAUGGUGUGCUACGUUUUCCAUCAAUCUCUGUGGCAGCAUGAGGAUACAAACUACAAAAAAUACAAAUAUAAUGCACUGUCCAACAUAUACAAUUUUCCUAACGGAAAUAAUUCGGUGAUGUUAAGGUCAUAAGUAGGAAUUUCGCAUGCAUACUUGAAGGCACCAUAACAUUGCUCAUGGCAAUUCAUACGUCAUUUACAAGGCGACCAAAUUGUCUUGUUUUCAGUACAAAUAUCAA